Messenger RNA from Penicillium roqueforti, 747 nucleotides. RefSeq names its product Mth938-like domain-containing protein. Gene Ontology annotation, biological process: mitochondrial respiratory chain complex I assembly. The transcript is spliced from 2 exons. The coding region runs from base 1 to 747 and encodes 248 amino acids. NCBI's taxonomy places the organism in Eukaryota, Fungi, Ascomycota, Eurotiomycetes, Eurotiales, Aspergillaceae. Gene Ontology annotation, cellular component: mitochondrial inner membrane. The record is from RefSeq and is a predicted model, not a curated record.
AUGCUUUCACCAUCACCACAACUCCUACGCGUCUUACGCACCUCUCUAGCCAAUAGCCGCCGCACUUCGAACUUGACUCGAUUCUGCCAGAUCCCAUCAGCGACCGCAGCACCAUGUCUCGUCUCAAAUUCCAACACUGGGUUGCCCUCAGGACGUCGGAACUAUAGUUCACCCAUCCAACCAACGCGCAUGAUUCCUCGCUCACACGCGCACAAACCCGUCAGUCGCGACCGCGGCCCGGAGUCCAAAGAAGACACUCAGACCAACUUCGAUGCGUUAAACGUGCUGGGCAACAUCCCUGCGCCAACGACGGCUAUUGAUGCAUGCCUAGAUUCUGGGUUCCAUCUUAACAAUGGCGUCAAGCUUACCAACGGCGAUGGGCUGUUGCUGGUUGGAGGUGAGGCAUUUGCGUGGCGGCCAUGGAAGGCUGUCCAGGGUGCAGAGAGCGACAGUGCCGCUAAGGAUGCCAUGCUCAACUCCAAAGGGCAGUUUGAGCUUGAUGAGUCGGUAUGGGGUUUGCUAAGUCUUGUCUGGCCAAAGCCUGAUAUGCUCAUCCUUGGUCUUGGUGGCUCCAUGUUCCCACUCUCGCCCGAAACUAAACGUCACAUCAACUCGCUGGGCAUUCGGGUGGAUGUUCUCGAUACCCGGAAUGCGGCUGCACAGUUCAAUCUGCUUGCGACGGAGCGCGGUGUAACUGAGAUUGCUGCUGCCAUGAUUCCUAUUGGGUGGAAGGCCAGACCUCUAUAG